This is a messenger RNA of Hypomesus transpacificus, 3553 nucleotides long. RefSeq names its product protein associated with LIN7 1, MAGUK p55 family member a (gene pals1a). Gene Ontology annotation, biological process: generation of neurons; morphogenesis of an epithelial sheet; establishment or maintenance of polarity of embryonic epithelium. Gene Ontology annotation, molecular function: protein binding. The coding region runs from base 265 to 2283 and encodes 672 amino acids. Gene Ontology annotation, cellular component: adherens junction; plasma membrane. The transcript is spliced from 14 exons. The record is from RefSeq and is a predicted model, not a curated record. Lineage: Eukaryota; Metazoa; Chordata; Actinopteri; Osmeriformes; Osmeridae.
CUCGUCUCAUCCCAGCUUCGAGUUGGGAGUGACAAGCGACGGAAGGGAGAGAAUUUGGAGUAGCAAUAUUGUGGUACAAAGUUUGCCACAUCAUUUUAUGAAUUAGGUGCUGCAGUGUGCCUCUAGGUGUCAUGGCUGACCAGUUCACAGAGCUGCCCUCAUAGAGACCCACAUCACCCGGCAACCCGUGGACACAGGCAAACACCCCGAGCCCUAACAACCACACGCACACACACGCUGCGACCGAGUCGUCCGGGGACUGUGAUGACCACAUCCCACAUGAACGGUCAUGUGACCGACUCGGAGGGCGGUCAGGGCUCCGGGGGAGAGGGUCACAGGGAGAUGGCGGUGGACUGUCCCAGUGACCUGGGUGCCAGGACGCUGCCGGCACGCCGCUCCGCCCAGCUGGAGCGCAUCCGCCAGCACCAGGAGGACCUGAGGAGGAGGCGGGAGGAGGAGGGGAGGCAGCGGCAGGAGCUGGACCUCAACGCCUCCAUGCGUCUCAAGAAGCUGGCCCAGAACCCCAAGGUCGGCAUCGACAACCCCACCUUCGACCCCGUGGAGGGGCCCGGGCUGCCCUUCGACCUGCCCCCCGGCCUGGGCGCACCCACACUAAUGGAGCUGGAGGAGCUGCUGCUGUCUCUGAAGCAGGUGCAGGGCUGUCUGAGCGACUCCCAGAGCCAGGCGGACAUCGAGCUGGUGCUGCAGCUCGUCCAGAAGACAGACUUCCAGAAGGCUGUCAACAUCCACAACGCCGUGGCCCAGAACAUGAACCGGCCCAGCCCGCCCUACCCCUUCACCGACCAGGCUCUCUCCCUGGCCCAGGAGGUCCAGUCCAUGGUUCUGUCCAGUCAGCACAAGGAGGGUCUAGAGCUCCACUCCCUGCUCACCUCUACACACAUACAGGCCGUGCUGCUGGCUCAUGACUGUGUGGCGGAGCAGGAGAUGCAGCUGGAGCCCGUGACCCCCCCGGGCGGGCCCUGUGAGACCCUCACCCAGUGGGGGGGGGAGACGGUCAAGAUCGUCCGCAUCGAGAAGGCCAGGGACAUCCCCCUGGGGGCCACGGUGAGGAACGACAUGGACAGUGUGAUCAUCAGCCGCAUCGUGAAGGGCGGGGCGGCGGAGCGGAGCGGCCUGCUCCACGAGGGAGAUGAGAUCCUGGAGAUCAACGGGGCGGAGAUCAGGGGGAAGGACGUCAACGAGGUCUUCGACAUCCUGGCGGACAUGCACGGGACUCUCACAUUCAUCCUCAUCCCCAGCCCUCAGAGUAAACCUGCUCCUGUUAAAGAGACUGUGGUCCACGUCAAGGCCCACUUUGACUACGACCCAUCAGACGACCCCUACGUUCCGUGUCGGGAGCUGGGGCUGUGCUUCCAGAAAGGGGACAUCCUCCACAUCAUCAGCCAGGACGACCCCAACUGGUGGCAGGCCUACAGGGACGGCGAUGAAGACAACCAGCCCCUGGCUGGGCUGGUGCCCGGGAAGAGUUUCCAGCAGCAGAGAGAGGCGAUGAAACAGACCAUAGAGGAAGACAAGGAGCCAGAGAAGUCAGGGAAACUGUGGUGCGCCAAGAAGAACAAGAAGAAGAGGAAGAAGCAAAUAUACAACGCCCACAAGAAUGACGACUUCGACAACGAAGAGAUUCUCACCUAUGAGGAGAUGGCACUGUACCACCAGCCGGCCAAUCGCAAGCGUCCGAUCGCUCUGAUUGGUCCGCCCAGCUGUGGUCAGAGUGAGCUGCGACAGAGACUGCUGUCCAGCGAGCCCGAGAGGUUUGGAGGAGCCGUGCCACACACCACGCGCAGCCGCAGGGACACGGAGGCCAACGGGCGGGACUACCACUUUGUCUCGCGGCAGGCCUUCGAGGCGGACACGGCGGCGGGCAAGUUCAUAGAGUCGGGCGAGUUUGAGAAGAACCUGUACGGAACCAGCAGUGACUCUGUCCGCCAGCUCAUCAACACGGGCAAGAUCUGCCUGCUCUGUCUGCACACGCAGUCGUUGAAGGUGCUGCGUAGUUCCGAUCUCAAGCCCUACAUCAUCUUCAUAGCUCCUCCCUCCCAGGAACGCCUGAGAGCUCUGCUGGCCAAGGACAACAAAAACCCCAAGCCGGAGGAGCUGCGUGACAUCAUCGAGAAGGCCAGAGAGAUGGAGCAGAACUUCGGCCACCUGUUUGAUGCGGCCAUCGUGAACACAGACCAGGACAAGGCCUUCCAAGAGCUGCUGAGACUAAUCAACAAGCUGGACACUGAGCCCCAGUGGGUCCCCUCCUCCUGGCUGCGCUGAGGAGACCCACACACGGUCUCUCUCUCUCACUCUCUCUUAUUCACAGUUAGCUGCAGAUUGUCUACCACCAGUGAACAAAUUUGUGACGACAAAUAUACACUUGUGUAUUGGCUUAGCUGAUCUCUAGGAAGAAAAGGCAGAGGAUUUGUUCUCUGUUUUGGUUCUUUACUUCCUGUUUCUGUUUCACUAAAUUAACCAAUCACAUUCCACCCUUAUGGAAAGACUUGGCACUUGGCAGCAGUAGAGUUAGACUGUCUCUCUUCUGCAAUUUCUCCGGUAGAGCUAUUUAUGAUUGUAAAUGUACAGUACGUUUUUUUUAGACCUUUGAGCCUCUAGUGCGCUUACACACACAGACACACGCAGACACACACAGACACACACACUUACACGCUGGGACCUACUGAAUGGACCUACGUAUACAGUACACACACACAGGUGAUGUUAAAACACACACACACACAUAUACACAUCCUACUCUAAGGUGUGUAUUGUGCUUUGUGAAGUAGCAGUCCUAUUGAUGAUGAUGAUGUUGAUGAUGAGGUCACUUCCUCCUCAGUACUGCACAGGUUUCUGUCACAUCAGCACCAUCCAGCUGUUUGUCUCUCUUCUCCACUACAUUAUGAAUGCUGUAUCUUUUACUCUGUGAUAUGUGUCAGGUCACCACAGAUAAGUGUUUCAAUGCGGUUUUAUUUGUGAUUAUCAUUAAGUCAACGUUUAAUACACAUCAGCAAGGUGAACUCAACCGAAAACAUCCUAAAUCUUUAAGGGUUAUUAAGAAGUUUUGUUUGUGUUGCGUGUGUCUUGUUUGUGUAGCUGGCUGGCUGGAUGCAUGCGUGGAUGUUUGUGUAUUUUGGGUGAGUGUGCUUGCACAGAGGCCAAACUGUCUCUGAGAUUCAGGCAAGUAUUAUCUCUAGUAGAUGACGGUGGGAACAGUUGAAGAAUUGUUUCAAGUUACUAUUAUUAUUAUGACACAAUUUUUAUUUUGAUAAUCACUGUGCAUUUAGAUUCUGACAUUUAUAUAUUUGUAAUAUUAAAGAUAGAUAUACGAAGUCCAGAAGAAUAAACCAAUAGGAUUGCUCCACUACACUUCCAUCCUACCUAUUGGAUCUGGUUGUGAGAAGAGGAGGUGCCUGUUGGCUCCUGUAGGUUCGAAUUUGUAACUGGAAGUAGAUUAAAUGAAUGUAAAGUUACUGUAUUAAGAAUCACCUCUUCUUUUUCAAAAUCUGUUUUUGUAUGAAUGUUUAAAACGAAUUAAAAUCAGAUUGAUAGA